CCUGGGCCGCGCUCUAAGAGCCAGCCCUGAGUCGCACGAGGAGGUUUCCAGACCCGCGGGACUCAGCCCAGACUAGCGCCCCAAGGGCCGUCCGGAGAAGCCCCAUGGCGAAGCAGCUGGCCCUGGUGAUUGGAGGCAUCAUUGGGGGGCUCCUCCUGCUGCUGCUGUUGAUCGGGCUGAGCUGCUGUCUGUGGAGGAGGCUCUGUACCACCCUUGCCUAUGAGGAGCUGCCAGGGACAACAGCCAUGGCCACCGCAGCCACCUUCAGCAGACAGGGGGACAGGCUCUGCCAGCUGCAUGCCAAGACCCCACCAAGCAGGCCUCUGAAUAUGCCAUUCAUGGUGCCUCCUUCCCUCCAAGACCAAAAUUGGGUGCCCUUGAACAGUGGAGAGAGGGCCCAGGCCCCACGGGACCCCUGCCCAGCCCCGGAGCUCCUGCCUCAUGCCCUUGCCUUCCAACCCUCUGUUGUAGGAGACACAUGUGUGGUGGGGGCCAUCAACCCAGAGCUGUACAAGUACCCAGAGGACAAGAGUGAGACCGACUUCCCUGCUGGCUGCCUAGGGCGGCUGUGGUUCUCCGUGGAAUAUGAGCAGGAGGCCGAGCGACUUCUGGUGGGCUUGAUCAAGGCACGGGAGCUACACACCCCCUCAGAGACCUGCAGCCCCUUGGUGAAGCUCCAUCUGCUGCCCGAUGAGCGGCGCUUCCUCCAGUCCAAGACCAAACGCAGAACCUCCAACCCGCAGUUUGAUGAGCACUUUAUCUUCCAGGUGUCUAGCAAAACUGUCACCCAGAGGGUCCUAAGGUUCUCAGUGUACCAUGUGGACAGGCAGAGGAAACACCAGUUCCUUGGCCAGGUGCUCUUCCCCCUGAAGAGUGAGACCCUGGCAGGUGAUUGCGGGCACAUCAUCUGGAGAGACCUGGAGGCUGAGAACCUGGAGCCUCCCUCGGAGUUUGGCGACCUCCAGUUCUGCCUCAGCUACAAUGACUAUCUGAGCCGCCUGACAGUGGUCGUGCUGCGUGCCAAGGGCCUCCGGCUCCAGGAGGACAGGGGUGUUGUCAGCGUGUUUGUAAGGGUGUCUCUGAUGAACCACAACAAGUUUGUCAAGUGCAAGAAGACUUCAGCUGUGCUGGGCUCCAUCAACCCUGUAUACAAUGAGACCUUCAGCUUCAAGGCCGACGCCACUGAGCUGGACACUGCCAGCCUCAGCCUGACAGUGAUACAGAGCCUGGAAGGGGACAAGAGCCACCAGCUGGGCCGGGUGGUGGUUGGCCCCUACAUGUACACCCGCGGCAGAGAGCUGGAGCACUGGGACGAGAUGCUCAGCAAGCCCAAGGAGCUGGUGAAGCGCUGGCAUGCGCUCUGCCACACCACCGAGCCCUGACUGGCGCCCAGGACCGCAGCUCUGCUUCGGGAGCCCACUGUCCUCCCAGUCACACGGGAUAGCCAAAAGAAUGGAUGCUUCAUUCAACAUCUGCCCUGUCUGUAGCUGUGGCCGGUGCAGUCUCCCUCCACACUCCAUUCUUCCUACCUGUGGAGCUGCCCAGGCUUGGAAUACUGGCUCCUGGUCCUCACAGUCCUGAGUCAGACUGGAAGCUCAGGGGUUCAGAAGAAAUACUCCAUGUAGCAAUGGCCUGGCCAUAUACACCACAUGGAUGUGCAGGGCAAACCUGGGCGCCACCGCCAGGGAAAGCUGACGGCGUGUUGAUGCAGUUGAUGACUGUGCUGGUUUUAGCUGGCACAGGCUUCCACCUCUGCCUGGGGGGAUAACAGGGAAACUGCUGUGAGCUGCUUGCUUCGAUACCAACUGGUAGACCAGGUGUCAGCACAGCUCACAGUGCCAGGUAAAGAAGGCCUCACCUGUGUGUUAGGUCCCUUCUGGGACUGUGGCCAGUUUCACCCCACCUGGUGUCAAGCCUUGUCCAUAGCCCAUCCUCUCUGGAAUCAAAAACCUCUCACCCCUGGCACUAUAGUUUUCCGUGGUCUAUUUUAACAACAUUCAGUUCCCAGGGAUCUCACUUCAAGCAGGACACAGUGAACGGCAUGUGGCCAUAGUGUAGCCCACAGGGCUGAGCACUUUUCCUGUAAAGCAGGACUCCAGUGUGAUCAUUGUGCUUUGGUAAGCAGCAAUCUAAAGUUCAUUAAAAUGAAAGUCCCCACACAUCCCAGCCCUCAACUCCCUGGGAGUUAUACUCAAGCUAAUGAGCACUCACUUCUUUGUCACUGUUAUUGAGACCAGCAGUUGGUAUUUGCACCCUACCGCUGUGGCACUUGGGGAGUCAAUGCUUUGUUAUAUAACUAGAAAAGAACCUUGAACUAGUAUCUUUUUCUUUUGCAGUGAAGCAAGUUCAGCAAAAUAAGGUAGUGAAUGUUACACCAAGUCUAUGUCUCUUUAACUUGUCUUCCUAUCUCUUUGUCAUUGCACAAAUAACAAGCUUUGCCUGGCAGCGGCUCAUAUGGACAGAGCGUCUUGUGUUUGUUUUUUCUCACUUAUUUCACUUGCACAUUUUCAAAGCAGUCCACAAAGCUGCAGUGUCUAAUAGCUUCGUGGCCACAUAGAAUAGUUCUCUAUAUGUUUACAGAGCAGGCUACUACUAUGGAACUGCUUCUGUUUCACCUGACAUCGACAUAGGUGUCAGCCACCUCCACAUUCCAAGGUGAGAUUAAUGGCUAGCAGUGGCCUUUCUAAGCCACUUGGAAAAGUUGGUUAAGUGUCCUCUUUGCAGGACAGAAUGAACUGGUAUAUCUGACUCACCCCUGAAAAAUCUAAAUGCCAAAAGACUAACAGGCUCUCUGCUCUGAGAGGGAGCUGUUUUGAGCUGUCCUCUGUAUAGUCAUAGGGCAAAAUAGACACACAUGUUUCCCACAGACCAGACCCUGUCCACUGGUGACUCCAGCAGAAAAAAACUCUUUGCAUUUCAAUAUAACAUUUAAGAAUCAGCUGGUCAAUUUCCACAAAAGAAAGUGCUAGAAUUUGAUUGUACUUCAUUGAAUGUGUAGACCAAUAUUGGUAACUUUAAAAUAUUGAAUCUUCUGAUCCAUUAACAUGGCGUUAGGUCUUUUGUAAGUUUCUUAGAACUGUUUCGUGCUUUCCAGCAAAGUGUUCUUGCACAGCUUUCAUUCGAUUUACACUCAGGUGUUUUGUAUUGAUUAAUUGGUAGUGUACCGUGUUACAGAGAUUCUACAAAAUAAUGUUGGCUUUGUAUCUAGUGAGUGACCUUGCUAAAUUCAUUUAAGUUGUAAUAGUUUACAGAUUCUUUGUGUAUAAUGUCCUCUGCGAAUAAUAGUUUUAUUUUUUCCAUUCCCAAUUGCUUUGCCUUAUGUACUGAUUAUCAACUUACAGUGGCUGGGCACUUGGAUAAGAAAAGAAAAAAAAAGACAUCCAGAUUAUGAAGAAAGAAUUAAAACUAUUUGCAGAUGACAUAACCUAUUAGAGUUAAUAAAUAAGUUCAGCAUGGCUACCAGACACAAGAUUAAUAUGAAAAUUGCAUUGGCUGGGACCUUCAGCACAAUGCUGACUCCCAAGGAGUGGUGAUAGUGAGU
Nycticebus coucang (slow loris) is the source of this 3541-nucleotide messenger RNA. It is a transcript of the gene SYT15, whose product is annotated as synaptotagmin 15. Bases 105 to 1382 code for a protein of 425 amino acids. Gene Ontology annotation, molecular function: phosphatidylserine binding; calcium-dependent phospholipid binding; calcium ion binding. The transcript is spliced from 8 exons. The record is from RefSeq and is a predicted model, not a curated record. Gene Ontology annotation, biological process: calcium-ion regulated exocytosis; regulation of dopamine secretion; cellular response to calcium ion. NCBI's taxonomy places the organism in Eukaryota, Metazoa, Chordata, Mammalia, Primates, Lorisidae.